AUGCUGCUCCUCUCAUGUCUGUUCCUGCUGCUGCAAACAGUUACCUCUCGAUCCCUUCACCUCCGUGCCUCUGAAGCUUUGACCAACUCCACCGGGUCCGAGACACCCGCCUCCGCUUCCUCCGACCCGCGUGUCUACUUCAAGGAACAAUAUGAAAACCCUGCGGAGACAUUCUCCGUUUUACUGCUUAUCGGCGGGGACAUUGUACAAAAAGCCAUUGCCCAACUGGUGGGCCAUAAGCUGCGGGGUGUCUACAUCACCCCGACCGCAUUUAGCUUUGGAUGGGUGGCAUAUGCUUUCAGCGCGCUGAAUUCAGCUCUGAGCGAUGGCUCUCUGAUGCCUUCCCCAGACAUAGAGUGCCGUGUCAUCCCACUGCGCAGCCAAGGAGAACGUGAAAAUGAAUCUUGGAUCAUUGGCCGACUGGUGCGAGACCUGGAGAUCAAUAAACAUCUUAAAAUGCCUGAUGAAGUGAUAAUGCAAAAGGACAAUGAAGGCAAGAUGAAACGGACGACAAAAAAGUACACCAAGCCUGUGUUUACCUUUCUGACGACCAAGGAAAAGCCAGGUUGUCCUAAGGCUGACAUGAUUUGGUGGAGCUUUUUGCUGUUCCUGCCCUUACAGCUGGUGAUCGCUGCGAUACCUACCAUUCUGCCCCAGCGCAACUGGGGAAUCCUCAUGAUCACUGGGGUGGGAUCUUUGCUUGCGAUGAUCACCGGCUCCCUGCCCCAGUGGAUGGAUGAGAAAUAUGCCUGUCGGUUGGAUUCAAGGGAUACCUACAUUUUGACCCGAGGAAAUGGCCACGUGCAUGUGUUUGUCAUCGAGAACGCGCCCCCUAUCAAGGGAGAGGUCAAGGAGGGUGCACCCAAGAAAGUAGGGACGAGUCUCAAUAUGGAAGACUUGGCCAUCCAGUCGCCGCGGGCCACCUUGCUGUCAAGAUCCAUCCUUGUGGCGCUGGCCGUUGCUUGGGUGUUUUUCUUGAUCACCGCGGGCGGGCUUGAAAAAGAUACUUGGUAUCUAAUGGGAGUGGGCGGGCUGGGCAUGGUGCAUAACGUGUAUGUUGCCAAUGCGGCACGUAAGCCCGCAGCUCAUGGUUCUCCUGUUGUGGAAGAUCUUGAUAAUUGUAAGCGCAUCAAAGCUGACCCUGGCGAGAAGGUCAUGGCUGUCCUGAUGAAGGCAGAGGAGUAUCGACCCGGUGUCGGUUUGGCAGUUCUGACGACUUUUUUCCCUGGGAGGCUCGAUAAGGACGAGGCCGACUCAUGGGCCAAGGCACGACAAACUCUCGAGCUCCGGAGAGAGGCAUUCAAAAGGGGGGAGCAUCCGCUUCCUGACCCUUGGACAGUGCCAGAAGAAACCGCCACGGUUACUAUUACGGACACUCAGAAAACCGUGCAGGUUAGUCGAGAACAGGCCCAGCCGGCGAACUUGCGUCGCAGCUCUACGAUCCCAUCGUCUGCCAUUUGA
Messenger RNA from Fonsecaea multimorphosa CBS 102226, 1461 nucleotides. RefSeq lists its product as uncharacterized. Lineage: Eukaryota; Fungi; Ascomycota; Eurotiomycetes; Chaetothyriales; Herpotrichiellaceae. The transcript has a single exon. The coding region runs from base 1 to 1461 and encodes 486 amino acids. The record is from RefSeq and is a predicted model, not a curated record.